Messenger RNA from Penicillium macrosclerotiorum, 1032 nucleotides. RefSeq names its product IPI1/TEX10 family protein. The record is from RefSeq and is a predicted model, not a curated record. Gene Ontology annotation, cellular component: nucleus. The transcript is spliced from 3 exons. Lineage: Eukaryota; Fungi; Ascomycota; Eurotiomycetes; Eurotiales; Aspergillaceae. The coding region runs from base 1 to 1032 and encodes 343 amino acids. Gene Ontology annotation, biological process: rRNA processing.
AUGGGGGCCAGUGCAAAGCGAAAGAAGGAGAAGCAGAAGGAUUUUCAGAAACCCAAGCUCAAGGUCGGCAAGGCCAAGGCGAAACCAGAGAACUUCACCGACACCAGCUUCCGAUCUAAAGCCAUUGUCCUCAAUCAACAAUCCCUUCAGAUUUCUGCCCCAUCCUCCAACAGCCAGUUCACGCACCACCUCUCCCUCCUCUCUUCCAAGUCAGACAACCAACGACGUGAUUCCCUGGCCCAUCUGACCACAUCUAUCGCCUCACGACCAGUUGAUUCUCCCCUUCCACAGCCAGUCAGUGUGAUGCUUCCGUCCCUGCUUCCGCUGAUUCUCGACGCAAACAACAAUGUACGGACACAGUUGCUCAAGCUUCUGCGAACCCUUCCUCGUAAUGACGUAGAAGAUCACGUCGCCCAGCUUCUGCCAUACAUCCGUGCUGGUAUGACGCAUCUUGCAGCGGAUAUUCGUGUGUCCGCAGUGGAGAUUUUAUCGUGGAUGGUGGAUGCCGCGGGCGAAGCGGUGGUUUCCUGCGCCGGAGGGUGGAUCAAGACCCUGAACUGUUUUCUGUCGAUGCUGGGGUGGCACACGGAAGAGUCUGCGCGAUGGUCCUCCAACCGGGCAUCAUUCGGAAAGUCUGGGAGCCAGGGAAGACCUAUGGUGAAAGUCCUCGGGACGUUGGCGGAAUUCUUGGAUGCUGGCGUUGGACAGCCGGGGGUGUCCGCCGAGAACGAAUCAGAACAGGACAAUGGAUCUGCGGCCUGGGUCUUCCCACUCUGUCAGACAAAUCAGCAUAUGAUCUCCGAGUCGUCCGCACCGUAUGCGUACUUGAAUUUAUUUGGUCAGCCACGUGAUGAGGAGGGCGAGAUGUAUGAAACCCGCGAGGACCGCUAUCGGGUUUUCUCGACUCGCUUCUUGCCAGCUAUUGAGCGUGGACUGAGGAGCGCUCGAGAAGAGGGUGGUGAGCUUGGCCGCGCCUCAUCUGGCGUAAGCAAAGUGCUAAAAGGAACCUUAGCAUAUGGGCCGGGGCCUUGA